AUGGUUGAUGAUCCAUUUUUGUCCAAUGAUUCUGACUUCACUGUGCCAGUUGCAUCAAAUACAAAUAAGCUGUUGGAGGCUGAGUAUUUGGAGAAUUUGAAAAAGUAUGGAGUGAUAAACUUGGAGUUGAGGGAGGCAGAUGAGGAGAUAAAUGAUCUUUCUAAUGCUGUCAAGGCUCUCAGAAAUGAACUUGAUUGCAAUCAGAUCUUUGCAAACAUUAGAAAGAACGAACUGGAAACCGAGAACAGUUUGUUGAAAAUGUCGAGAAGAGAGAGGAGUAAGAUAUCAGAAAUGAUGUUGGGACUCGAUAGGCAGAUGAAUGUCGUUCUUGAAAAACAGGCAUACAUCAAGACUUUCAUAGAUCAGACACAGAUGAAGAUUGAUGAUAAAAAGCAAGAGAUGAGCCAGAAUGAGAAAGACCUCUCUGAUUGGCAGGCUGAAGUUCAAACGAAGGAAGAGGAAGAGUUUAUCUAUUCAAAUUAUGCCAACCUCGACCAAUCAAAAAUCAAGGACCUACUCAUACAAGUUUCUCAGUUGAAUGAUGUGUGUAUGGAGAGGAAGAAAAAGCUUGAUAAAGAGAAUACGGAAAUAUGUGCGCUCAAAUUUUCCCUAAGCAAGACGAUCGAGGAGGCGAACAGGCACCAUAUAGAGAGGAUGGAGCACAUCGAGAGGCUCCAGAAGCUGGUCGAGUUGAUUGCAUCCAAGGAGGUCAACAUUGAUCUGCUCUUCAAGACGAUAAGAAAUUUGAAGCAGGAGACGAAGGAGAAAGUGGAGUUCCGUAAGGAGAAGGAGACCUUGCUGUCCUCUUCUAUGGCUGACAAUCAGGAACUCACUAAGAGAGUCUUCAACAUCGGCAACUAUAAGAUCAGGUUGAAGGCCGACCUCAGAGAGAUGAACCUGAAGUUGACUGCCCUUAAAAAUGAAUACAGAGGUUUGAGGAUAACUCUGGAUAGGACUGUAGUUGACCUUGAAAUGUCAAGGUCGACUGUCAAUCGGUUGAAGAGGAACAUUUUGGAGAUCGUUGAAAGAUUGAAGCAUGCAGCCUGUGAGGUGUACAACCUGGUGACGGAGAGAGGGAACGUGGAGAGGGAGAUGGAGGCAAAGCUGGAAAGGGGGAAGAAGAUCCUGAAGAUGAUCAGAGAUGACGAAGGCAUGAGGUUGAGGGCUGAGGCUGAAUUGAAAGAACUCACUAAGGUGCAUUCUAUUUGA
This is a messenger RNA of Helobdella robusta, 1209 nucleotides long. RefSeq lists its product as hypothetical. The coding region runs from base 1 to 1209 and encodes 402 amino acids. The transcript is spliced from 9 exons. Gene Ontology annotation, biological process: cilium-dependent cell motility; cilium movement; inner dynein arm assembly. Lineage: Eukaryota; Metazoa; Annelida; Clitellata; Rhynchobdellida; Glossiphoniidae. Gene Ontology annotation, cellular component: axoneme. The record is from RefSeq and is a predicted model, not a curated record.